GAGAGCCAACUGAUAACUGAUAACUAAUAUCUGAUACCGCUCCACAGCCCAUUGCCAUUGGCAGUUAGUUCAAAUCUGAUUCGCGGCGUGUCGAGAGUGCAAGUUUUCGCCAGAGCAGCGCAGUUGGUGAAUAUCUCGUAUAAGUAGUAUGCUCCGAAACGGGUUUGAGAAUGGAGCUCAUUCCAGUGAUAACGAUGAUAAUAAGCCGACAUAUGCAUUGGAUCACUUGGCCACCUUUAAAUUGAAAAAUGAGGUGGAAUCAAAACAGCCAAAGGAGAAAAUGAAAUUGCUCAUUGAGCUUGAUAAGACGGGUGGCAUUUGGCCACAUAAGAUGUAUAUGUGCUUCAAUGGCCAAUGGCUUGUCAUGCUUGAUAAGGACAUGAAGGAAAUUGAGAACUUUCCCGGCAGUCUGAUAACGGAGCCAACGGCCUUUAUCAGUGAUGAUCCAUUGGAGACAUAUAAUAAUAUCUUGAUAUUCACUGUGCCAGGCAUCUCCUUGGGCAAUACCGAAAUGCAUAUCUUCCAGGUGACGGAUGUAAAUUCGGUGCAUUUGGUUGAGGAUCUGCGACAGCUGAGCAGCGGCUCCCCAGUGACAGUGGACCGCAAUCAAACUCCCAUUCGUCUGCCCAAGCCGGAGCGUCCUGGCAAUCAUCAGGCCAAGGAUCAAUUUGGUAUUGCGGCGGCUGUUGCCGAGAUUGCCGCCGAGAAGAAUGCCCAGGAUCGCGAGCAAUCCGAUCGAGAUGUGCAGGUGCUCAAUCAUUGCUUCGAGGAUAUUGAACGCUUUAUUGCAAGAUUACACUAUGCAUCGGAGGCUCUACAUGAGCUGCAGUCCCGUAAGAACCAACAUAAUCCUCAUGGAGAAGGUCUGCUAGUGCUUCGAUCACGUCCGCCCAUCGAGAGCGAGUUCUAUGACAUUCUGGCCAAGAUAAAACUGGCCCUCAAUUAUGCGGUGAAACUGCAGAACCAUUUCAAUAAGGGUGUUAACCCCAUUCACAAUGUGUUCGUCUCCCUGCAGUCGAUUGUGAAUGUCUGCAACGAUAUAUACGAGGGUGCCCAUUUGCCCGAGAGUGUUGUGAAUCCGCUGCUGCGUAGGGAAACCGUUGGAUUUCUGAAUGGAACACUCGACUCCAAUGAGAGAGACCUUUGGCAAAGUCUUGGCCCCAAUUGGACCGUGCCAAAAGAUCAGUUUAAAGAUCAUGUUGGGUCAUACCAUCCCAUCUUUUACGACGAUUGGUCACCCGACUGGAUUGUCGACGAGGAGGUGCCGUAUUUAGCGCCUGCUCUCAAGAAGACCCCAACACCCUUAUCUACACCGAUACCGUUGAGUCCAGCUGGCAACAGCACCUGGCUGAAUCGCCUACAGAGCCGCAAUGUGAAUAUCGCCGAGGUGGUCUUUAACAAACAGGCCACCAAUGAUAAAGAACUGAACGUGACAAAGGGCGAAUACUUGGAGAUAAUUGACGACUCCCGAAACUGGUGGAAGGCCCGAAACUCUUAUGGCAACAUUGGCUAUGUACCGCAUACCGUGCUGAUUCCCUACAAUUUUGAUCCUGCCGCGAAUCGCAAGGCUCGUGACACGGAUUCCUUGGCUUCGGUAUCUAUGGAGAACGGCGAUGCAAACGAGCCCAACAAUCCGGUUUAUCGCAACACGAUGGCAAUGUAUGUACCGCCCGCAGACCGAGAGUCCCAACAGCCCGUAGGUGCGGCCAAGAAUAUGCCCCGCUCCUACUCAAUGCCCAAUGUGCCCAUACCGCCUCCGAUGCCGCCAAGUGAGAACCAAACACCAACCGAUACUCCAAGUGGCACCCUGAAACGCAACAUGGCUGCGGCUGGAGCACUUGCAGCAAUGCGUGCUCGCAAUGACUGCGACGCCGAUGAUCUAUCUGAUGCCUUUCUGAUGCAGGGCGAUGUGAACGAUGAGCUGCGAGUCAUGCUGCAGCAGAGGCAGAAACGCAAGGACCUUGAAAUCCUAAAGACUCCGGAGAUAUACAUUAACCAAAACUCAAAGCCCAGGGAGGUGGAGGAAUGGCUGCGCGGCAAGGGUUUCUCCGAUAACAUUAUCAAGCGUCUGCACACGCUCAGCGGAGAGGAAAUCUUUGCCCUCUCGCCACACACCAUCGAGAGCUACUUUGGCCAGCGGGAGAGUCGCCGACUCAUUUCACAGAUUGUGCUGCAGAAGAACUUCUGUGAGUACAAAACCAUCCGUUCGUCUGAGCUGUCAGCGAAACUGGCUAAGGCCAGGCAAAAGGCCGAUCAAUCAAACGGUGAUCCGAAUGAGGUUUUCUAAGCCAUAUUCUACAUAUUCCAAUUCACCUAAUUUGUAUUGGGCUUAAGCAUUGAUUUGAAUAUUUUUGCAUCUAUUACAUAUCCUUGUAAUCCAUGUAAUGCAACACAAUUCUAUAAGUUUUGCCAUUUACCUAUUUAUAUUGUUUUCUUCAUUUAUUUCUUAAAUAUUUCUGUAUAUGUGUAAAUAAACAUU
Molecule: messenger RNA, 2479 nt
Organism: Drosophila innubila
Lineage: Eukaryota; Metazoa; Arthropoda; Insecta; Diptera; Drosophilidae
Product: epidermal growth factor receptor kinase substrate 8
Exons: 7
Coding region: 149-2287 (712 amino acids)
Biological process (GO): Rho protein signal transduction; regulation of Rho protein signal transduction
Cellular component (GO): plasma membrane
Molecular function (GO): actin binding
Source: RefSeq, a predicted model, not a curated record